Molecule: messenger RNA, 1541 nt
Organism: Hymenoscyphus albidus
Lineage: Eukaryota; Fungi; Ascomycota; Leotiomycetes; Helotiales; Helotiaceae
Source: the annotation of a GenBank genome assembly
AUGGGCCCGGAAACAUUAGGAGAGACAUACAAAGGCUACAAAGCCAGAACCACGGAGUUCCUGGACUGGCUCUCAUCCAGCGCUGUUGAUCUCGGCUACCAGUAUGAGAGAUCCCGGCGGGCUUCCUCAACAAGUUUCAUGGACCACGCUAUCACAACCAGGGAAGUUAUCAAACAAGCGAGGUUUCUUGUCAGGAAACAUGCGACGGGGAUCAAAGUUCCAGUGUGUAUCCAGAACUCCUUGUAUGAAGCUAUCGAGGCGCGGAAACUCUGCAAAUCGUGGUACGAGAGUUAUGCAUCACACGAAGAGGGGUUCAAAGAGUCAAAUAGUCGCCAUUCAUGGUUCAUCGACAUACUGGAGGAGACCUUCGGCUCUUACUGCCCAUCUUUGAAGAGCCACCGACUCCUGACGAGAAGAAGAAAGGCCGAAAAUCGAAGAAAAACAAGAAAGGAAAGAAGCCAGCUGUUCAGGAAAGUUCAGGAAACAACAUCAUCCCUCCAGCUUGUUCGUCAAAGAUUUCAAAAUAUUCAUGUUGAGGAGACCGAUCGUCAGCCAUCCACCGAUGUAGAAGGUUUGGAGGAAACGGUGAAGUCUGCUUUGGUUCUGUCCGAGUCGAAAUCCGACGAUAUCCCGAAGGAAGACAUUCGGAACAUGGCGGAUAUAUCCUUCUGGCUUGGUGUUUUUUCAAGGAUCAAAUGCGAACGAGAAGAUACCUGAAAUCGAUUUGGAAAGAUUGUUCCCAGGGAAAGCUAGAUCGGAUGGCGGCUUCGAUUACCACUGAUGUCGCCCUCGAAUUGAUCGCAAAGGACGAAAUCGAGUUGGUACAAAAUAUCAUGAACAUCAAUCCACCAAAGCUCCACCGUGAAGAAAUCAUGAAGAAUUCAUAUCAUUACAUAUACUUCGAAAUGUUCUUCUUAAACAGUGAAAUCGACGGACCAACACCAGAAGAGUCUGAAGAUCUUAUCAACUAUCAGACAUUUCAAUCGUUGUGGUAUGCUUCUUCACACUUUGUCAUUCCUAGCACCUCUUUACCAUCAACCACCAAAUAUCGCGAGAGGAAUUAUCGAGGGAAUGUUUCAGAAAAGUCAAAAGCGGAGGAUGAGUUUCUGAUGAAGUUUUUCCAUGAAUUGUCAGCAAAGAUACACACCAAUAAGCACACUGUAUACCCAAAGCUGGACCAAAAACCACCCUUUCCCUUCGGUGUCGAAGACAGAAUCAUAAGAUGCUUACAAGAUAUUAUCGGAACAAAAACCGUCACAACUGCUGCCGUUUUUGCCGCGCGUAUUCUUCUGGAUAUUCAUGAGAUCCUGGGUCCUAAAGUUGUUGAGUCAUAUCGGGACGUUCGCCAAAGAGCUGCAAUUAUAAAACGAAGGUUGAAAAUCGAAUGGGACGGCCUGGAUGUUACGUCUCAGGAAAACCCUUGCUGUGGCAACAGACGAGCGUCACAGUGUGCUUUGAAAACUGUUUUACGUGCUGAAAUAAAACACAAUCCAAUGAUUCACUGGAAAUUAUUCUGCAUGACCAUGGUGCAGAAGAAAUGA